AUGACCACCCAAUUUCUUGACCCAACCACCGGGCGUAUGAUGGUCAUUGAGCCUGAGCCUGAGCCACCUGCCUACACACCAACCGCUGGCAACGAACCUGCGAUUGCGACCGUGGCAACGGCGACACAUGACGAGGGAAAGCCUAGAACAUAUGAAAGUCCGGACGAUAUCCGGAUGCCCGCUCGCCCAAAAUCAAGUACGAAUUCUACGAACGUCGAUCGCAACACUUUGCCUGAGCUGGCUACAGCGGAGGCUCGGCGACAAUUUGGCAGAGAUGACAUAUCGACCAACAAAGAAGUGUUUGAGGGAUCGUCAUUGCCUGGAUCGCCUAACCCUUCAGAUACACCAGAGUUCUCUCAGAGGAUAGUCAGUCCUCUUUCAGAUUCCUUGUCGGGCGAAGAAUAUCCCACUGUGACACCGUUGCACCUACUUGGUGAUCAAUCCGACAUGAUCGACUGUCCCUUCUGCAGGCGCCGCACAGAAACUCGGGUCAAGAAACACCCAUCCGUCGUUACCCAUGUCACGGCGACGACAUUAUUCUUCACGACCGUCGUUGGAGCAGCAGCACCAUAUGUCGGUCGAUGGAGCAACCACAUCAGUCAUUACUGUACGAAUUGUGAUCACAAGGUUGCGCAGAAGCGAUUCUACAGCUCGGAGAUGAAAUCCCUUGGAACGCCCGAGCAUCUGAGAGAAGCCUCCCAAUAUUAG
Clonostachys byssicola is the source of this 708-nucleotide messenger RNA. The record is from the annotation of a GenBank genome assembly. Lineage: Eukaryota; Fungi; Ascomycota; Sordariomycetes; Hypocreales; Bionectriaceae.